AUGGUAUUGCUUGCAACGAGCCAAAUCCGUACUGGACUGGACUGGACUGGACUGGGGCACAAUCACGAGCUCCAACGAGCCACAUCAAAAUUAGCCACUCAAUCAACUCCCAGUUUUGGCUCUUGCCUGGCUUCGGUUUCGCCGCUUUCCGAUCGUUCUUCCAAGAGCAGUCAUAAAAGUGAUCAGAUUGUUGAGAUGUUAGGGAGUCCUCAGCAUCUGAAGAUAUCAGCUAGAUGGGACCCGCAUGAAGCGUGCAGGCCUUUAAUUGAUGAAGCACCUGUAUUUUAUCCAACCGUUGAGGAAUUUGAAGAUACACUUGGGUACAUAGCUAAGAUUCGUCUUCAAGCAGAAGCUUAUGGUAUAUGCCGGAUUGUCCCUCCGCCUUCUUGGAAUCCACCAUGCGUUCUCAAGGAGAAAUGCAUAUGGGAAAAUGACAAAUUUUCUACUCGUAUUCAGCAACUUGAUUUGCUACAAAAUAGGGAGCCCAUGAAAAAGAAGAGUAGAGGUAGAAAACGCAAGCGAAGGAAGCAGUCAAGAGCAGGGACAUCAGUUAGAAACACCAAUCUUGGUGUAGAAGCAAACCCUUCUUCUGGGUCUGAUAAAAAAUUUGGAUUCAAUUCUGGACCAGACUUCACACUCAAGGAAUUCCAGGCAUAUGCAGACUACUUUAAGGAAUGUUAUUUUGGAAUUAAGCAGGCUCAAGAGGAUUUAAAUUUUGAUAUCAAAUCUAGCCAGAGAAGGGAGCCUUCUGUGGAGGAUAUUGAGGGUGAGUACUGGCGGAUAGUUGAAAAGUCUACAGAUGAGGUCGAGGUUUACUAUGGAGCUGAUAUAGAAUCAGGAACGUUCGCCAGUGGCUUUCCCAAGGCCUCAUCGAUGGUAACUGAAGGAAUUUCAGAUCCAUAUGUAAAGUCUGGUUGGAAUCUGAAUAACUUCCCUCGCUUGCCAGGUUCUGUUCUGUGUUUUGAGGAAAGUGAUAUAUCUGGAGUUCUAGUUCCAUGGCUGUAUGUCGGAAUGUUCUUUUCAUCAUUUUGUUGGCAUGUUGAAGACCACCAUCUUUACUCUUUAAACUAUAUGCACUGGGGCGAUCCAAAAGUAUGGUAUGGAGUUCCUGGAAGCUACGCACCUUCUUUAGAAGCUGCAAUGAAAAAACAUUUGCCUGACUUAUUUGAAGAACACCCAGAUUUACUUCAUGACUUGGUCACUCAAUUAUCUCCUUCAAUACUCAAAUCUGAAGGAGUACCUGUGUAUCGAGUGGUCCAAAAUUCCAGGGAGUUUGUUCUUACGUUUCCAAGGGCAUAUCACGCAGGAUUUAAUUGUGGUUUCAACUGUGCUGAGGCUGUGAACGUGGCACCGGUGGACUGGUUGAUUCAUGGGCAAAAUGCUAUCGAACUUUAUAGUGCACAACGACAUAGGACAUCGCUUUCACAUGAUAAAUUGUUAAUUGGAUCAGCUCGGGAAGCUGCCCAGGCCCUUUGGGAGCUAUUAGUUCUUGAAAAGAGAACACCAAGUAAUCAGAGUUGGAUAAGUGUGUGUGGAAAAGAUGGAGAUCUUACAAAAGUGAUCAAGACAAGGGUGAAGAUGGAGGAGGAAAGAAUGAAUUGCCUUCCAACUCUUAUGAAGGUGCAAAAGAUGGAAAACGAGAUUGAUUGCAAAAGCGAGAGAGAGUGUUAUGCCUGCUUCUACGACUUAUAUCUCUCUUCAACUUCGUGCAAGUGUUCCCCCGAUCGAUUCUCAUGCCUUAAGCAUGCUAGUAACUUUUGUUCAUGUCCAGUAGACGACAGGUGCGUGCUCUUUCGCUACAGUAUAAACGAGCUGCACACACUUGUUGGAGCAUUAGAAGGGGGAUUAGAUGCCAUUAAAGAAUGGGCCUCGAGAUACUGUGAAAUGGGAAACGACAAUGGAACUGUAGCUAAGGUAAUUGGAAAUUCAUCUUGGUCUCCAGAAAUAAUAGCUUUAAUGCAUUGUAAAUGGAAACGUAGAGUUUGGUGUUUGAAGAAAAGGACGUUUGUAAAGCAGCACAUGAAGAAAAAGAUACCGCCAAGUUCUUGGAAUUUGGUUCCUUUUGUUGAACCUACAAAUAUUGGAACAAUUAUGCUUGGAAAGCUGCACCGCCAGAAAGCCAUAUUUCCAAAAGGUUUUAGAAGCCGAGAGAAAUUCUUUAGUGUGCUUAAUCCAACUAAUAUUGUUACCUGCAGGUCAGAUGUUUUCGAUCAUGGCCUCCUGGGACCUCUAUUCAAGGUGAGCUUGGAAGAAUCUCCCAGUGAAAGUGGAUUGCUUUUUACAAGUGGAUCAUCAGGUAUAUCAUUGAGUACCCACCAAGGCUAACUAACUGGAGAACAGCCAAGUAUGAAAAUCUGGGAAGCAGAUGAAAAGAUAAUGAUGAUGAUGAUAUAGUCCAGAAUUUAUACUCACUAUGAACAGUCAUGGAAGAACUUCUCAGCUUGCUUGAAGUGGUGGUCGUAAAGGUAAACAAUGAUGACACUAAGAUAUGCCUGGAAAUAACAAAUAUAGUAUUUGCAGUAAGUUUCAAUUCUAGAUAGAUAUUAGCAGUUUAACUCUUUGCUUUCAUUUAUGUAAAUUUUUUUAACAAUAAACGAACUUUUGGUUGAUAAUAGACAUUCAUUGACUCCUGUAAAUUACCUGAUAAAUGCAACAGUAAAUCUAAAAAUGAUAGAAA
Messenger RNA from Cucurbita maxima (winter squash), 2677 nucleotides. Its product is annotated as lysine-specific demethylase JMJ18-like. Gene Ontology annotation, cellular component: nucleus. The record is from RefSeq and is a predicted model, not a curated record. Gene Ontology annotation, molecular function: histone H3K4me/H3K4me2/H3K4me3 demethylase activity. Gene Ontology annotation, biological process: chromatin remodeling. NCBI's taxonomy places the organism in Eukaryota, Viridiplantae, Streptophyta, Magnoliopsida, Cucurbitales, Cucurbitaceae.